AUGUUAACGGCUAAGGUGGUUGUGUUACUAAUAUUAGUGACUGAGAUCAAAGCUCUACCUACCGAUACAGAAUUACAGAAACAAUGGGAGGACUUCAAGACAUUACACAAAAAGAUUUACCACCAGGGCGAGGAAUCGAGAAGGAAAUUAAUUUGGGCCGAAAAUUUGGAGAAAGUUAGAAAACAUAACAAGGAGGCAGAAAUGGGAAAACACACUUUUACCCUGGGUAUCAACGAGUACAGCGACAUGAGUCACGAGGAAAUUAAUUCACGAAUGCAUGGAUACAGAGAAUCAAGUUUUCAAAUGAUGAAUUCAAAACAUGAGGUGAAGGCUGAUAUGAACGAAAAAGACUUACCUAAAGAAGUAAACUGGAAAGCAAAAGGCUGGGUAACACCUGUUGGCAAUCAGUUUCAGUGUGGGUCCUGCUGGGCUUUCACGGCUAAUGGAGCUGUGGAAGGUCAGCAUUACAAUGUGACUGGUCAGUUAGUACCGUUGUCUUCUCAGAAUCUGAUGGACUGCUCAGAUGCUGAAGGAAACCAUGCUUGUGAAGGAGGAACGAUGAUUCAAUCGUAUAAAUAUAUCAUUAAGAAUAAAGGUGUGGAUACCCAGACGGCUUAUCCCUACACCGGGAAGAAUGGAAAAUGCCACUUUAAAAGGACGAGUGUAGGCGCCACCUUAACAGGAUAUGGAACUAUCAAAAAGGGGAGCGAACUCGCGUUACAGAAGGCUGUUGCUACGAUAGGUCCCAUUGCUGUUGCUGUCGAUGGUGAGAAGGCAUCUUUUGGCAUGUACAAAAGUGGAAUAUACAACGAGCCAACGUGUUCCCAGAACGUAGAUCAUUCACUGCUGGUAGUAGGAUACGGAACACUGAACGGUACAGACUAUUGGCUCAUGAAAAAUAGUUGGGGAACAAGCUGGGGAAUGGACGGUUAUAUCAUGAUGUCACGAAACAAGGGGAACCAGUGUGGAGUAGCCAACAUGGGUAGUUACCCUAUUGCAUGA
Ylistrum balloti is the source of this 1002-nucleotide messenger RNA. RefSeq names its product procathepsin L-like. Bases 1 to 1002 code for a protein of 333 amino acids. Gene Ontology annotation, molecular function: cysteine-type endopeptidase activity. Gene Ontology annotation, cellular component: lysosome. NCBI's taxonomy places the organism in Eukaryota, Metazoa, Mollusca, Bivalvia, Pectinida, Pectinidae. The transcript is spliced from 8 exons. The record is from RefSeq and is a predicted model, not a curated record.